UCACCGCUGACAGAUUGCGUUGAGCAGCAGUGAAAAUCCAAACUGAAGAGGUGUUGAAUCAGUGGUCCGAUGUUUUAAUUGAUUUUGUGCAAAUUUCCAACUAUUUCGCGUUGAAAACAUUUCCCAGUUCAGUGAAAAGUGUUCUGCCGUUCCAGGAACUUGCUCGAGACCAAUCGUGCCGCGUCCGUUUGAACCCGCACCCCGUCUCAUCACGUUAACCCACUUGAACUGAUAAAAAAAAUCCGUACCAUCAUCCGACGUUCGUAAGAUAAAGAUGGAUGACGAGAGUGCUUGCGGGCCGCAGUAAAUAAUCCGGUUCCCCAGCAAAGAGAGAUCGACGGAUCGAUUAUCGGUCGUGUGAAACUACUGCCUGUUGCAUCUGCGAGGGGAAAGUGGAGAAAUCGAUCCAAGGUUUGGGUUAUUUUCAGUUUGUCAUGAGUCAUGGCCACUGGCCUCUGCUGGAUGCUGCUCUGGCCUUGAGACGGUGUGUUCGCGACACAAGUGGGAAAUUCUGACCUAACGGGAGAGGAAAACAUUCUCGAGUGUUGAAAGUUGUGUAUCGUGGAAUCUUUAACUGAUAAGAGCUUGCAAAACAUUGUAAUACAACUGUGGAAACAAUAAAAGGUAGUGAAGAAAGAUUUCAAGAAGUGUAAAGAAUAAGCUUAAUGCAAUACUUGAAGGAAAAUUACAAUACUGCACGUUAUGGACGCAACUGUUGGUUCUUCAACUAAAGUCGUUAGAAAAGGUGGCGCUAUUCGCCGUGAUCGAGAAGCGCUUCCGUGCGCGCCCUCCACCACCGGUAUGCCUUCCGACGCCGCCGGCCACACCACCCUCGUCGGACACUGGUGGCGCCCUCUGUAGUGACGUCAGCUCCAACAGCUCGAACGGCACCAACAACUCGCGGUGCACGUACGCCACGUACCGGUACUACCGGCGAACCGCCGCCGACCAGAAGCAUCAGAAGCGUCACCGCAUGUCCUCGUCCAGUCCGAAAACAGGAACAGGGACAGGAACGAAACCGUACCGGGAGUUCCGGAUCAUGGCGUCCAGCUCGCCGUCGGCGUCUUCCUCGACCUCGUCCAUCUCGUCGAGCGUGGUCCCCGGCGGAGCGGCGUUGACCUCGGUUCGGCUUCAGCGUCGACGCCGGAAGAAGAAGCGCGUGCUGCAACCGGCGGCCAAGGUCGAGCCGGAAGUGGCCGGGGGAAGCUCCCGGGGGUCCAAGAAGGUCACGAGGAAUGUAGCACGGGAAGAGGAGGAGGAGGAGGAGGACGAGCGGGAUACAACGAACGAUGAGGACGGUUCCGACGAUGAGGACGAGGACUUCGAGUUUGACGAGACUGACCAGUGUCGCCGGUUGGCGGCCGCCAGCAACGGGAAUGGAGCGGAGGAACCGAUAUCGAUGCCAUGGUUCGGCAUGGAUAUCGGGGGCACCCUCACGAAGUUGGUGUACUUUGAGCCGAAGGACAUCACGCCGGGCGAGCUGGACCAGGAGGCGCGCAUCCUGCGCAACAUCCGGCGCUAUCUGACGAAGCACUCGGCCUACGGCGACACCGGCCACCGCGAUACCCACCUGCAGAUGGACGACGUGGAGAUUCGAGGCCGGCGGGGGUCGCUGCACUUUAUCCGCUUUCCGACGGCCGAGAUGGACAAGUUUCUGGCGCUGGCCAAGCGGAAAGGGAUGGCCCAGCUGGUGACGACGGUGUGCGCCACGGGCGGGGGUGCGUUCAAGUUCGAGGACAACUUUCGGCACGAGGUCAACAUGAAGCUGGCCAAGUUCGACGAGCUGGACGCGCUCAUCAAGGGAAUUCUGUUCACCGAGACGCACAACUCGUGUGAGUGCUACUACUGGGAGAAUGCUAGUGAUAUUAGUUUAAGUACAAAGAAAAAGUUUGACUUUAGUCAACCGUACCCGUUCAUCCUGGUGAACGUGGGCUCGGGAGUGUCGGUGCUGGCCGUGCGCGGUCCGGACAACUACAAGCGCAUUUCCGGUACGAGUUUGGGCGGCGGAACCUUCCUGGGGCUGUGCUGUCUGCUGACGGGGUGCGAAACGUUCGAGGAGGCCAUCCAGCUGGCCACCCGCGGGGACCACAAGCGGGUCGACAAGCUGGUGAAGGACAUCUACGGUGGGGAUUACGAGCGGUUCGGGCUGCCGGGGGAUCUGGUUGCGUCGAGCUUUGGCCAAAUGAACCUGUUGGAGCGGAGGGCAAGCGUAUCGCGGGAAGAUCUGGCGAAUGCCACGCUCGUUACGAUCACGAACAAUAUCGGUUCGAUUGCGCGGAUGUGCGCUAGCAACGAGAAAAUCGAUCGGGUGGUCUUUGUGGGAAACUUCCUGCGCGUGAACCCCAUCUCGAUGAAACUGCUCGCAUACGCAAUGGACUACUGGUCCAAGGGCACGCUGAAGGCGCUGUUCCUCGAGCACGAGGGCUACUUCGGUGCGGUGGGCUGUCUGCUGCAGUUCAACGGCGAACUCAACACCCAUCUCCACAACGAGGGCGAACUGUUGCCUUAGACGGUUGGAUUGUGGUUUCAGUUAGGCACGUGAGGGUUUGUUUCUGGUUUUGUAUUUGUUUUCUUGAUUGCACACAAAACGAUGCACACAAACACACGUACACAAACAGGCACGCAUAAAUUUACGAGUUAAUAUGCUAGAAAUCAAGUGAAAAUUAUAUACAACUUAUUAAAACAAAAAGAAUAACAAAUCACAUUCGGUAGCGUGUAAGGCAAGCAACUUGCAGGAAAGAAUCCUUACUAGGGUAAUGCAAUUGAACAGAACUGUGCGUUGAGAGAGAAAGAUGAGAGAGUGCUAGAGAAUGUUAUAUCAUGAAUGUGAAGUUAAACAUAUUCAAAUGUAAAUCAAAAAUGGUCCAGACAAUUUUGGUCGUUUUUCCCCCCUCUUUACUUCUGCUAGGCUAUUUAUACUAAGAUAGUGUCGUUUUUAUGUUUAAGACCUACUUUUAAAAAUAAAUCAAGCUGUUUCGGUUUUCGAAAUCGAUUUAUUUGUUUCUUUUUUAGAUAGUGCUAGUAGCGUUGGCAACAGGGAAAUCGUAGAGCCGUGAGAGAUAGCUGGUUUUGUUUCAAACUUUAUCAAAUUUCCACUAGCGUUAGAAGUGCGUAUGUUAACAUUCUAAAAAUAUAUAAGUGACAAAUAUUCAAAUCCCCUUGAGUAAGACAAAUUGAUAAGUAAUUAUUUAUCUGAUCUUUAUCGUUUACUGUUCUUUUUUUUGUUGCGGUGUAGGAUAAACUAUCAGUUACUGUUACCAAAAUAUACCCUACGACACUAAAUACAAUCAAACUCAAUUGAAGGCAACUUAUCCCAAGAACAAACAAAACAAAAACACACAAAUCUUGACCUAUCCAAAGCUAUCAAUAAAUAUCAUGCAUUUUGAAUUUAAAACAGCUUUGAAUAUCGCCUUUCUGGGAUUUUGCUUUGCAAGAAUUCAAUGCGCGUUGAUUCAUCAUACACACAGAACACAAAUAUACGCAAGUUCAGACUGUGCGGAGAGGCCGUUGUACAAACUUUAAAUUUUUCGCAAUAGACAUGAUUGUAGGGAAGAGGUUUGUUUGUGCGCAUUCUUUGCAUUUUUCAAUUUCAACCAGCGAAAAAAAA
Molecule: messenger RNA, 3607 nt
Organism: Culex quinquefasciatus (southern house mosquito)
Lineage: Eukaryota; Metazoa; Arthropoda; Insecta; Diptera; Culicidae
Gene: fbl
Product: pantothenate kinase 3
Exons: 6
Coding region: 974-2509 (511 amino acids)
Biological process (GO): coenzyme A biosynthetic process
Cellular component (GO): cytosol; nucleus
Molecular function (GO): ATP binding; pantothenate kinase activity
Source: RefSeq, a predicted model, not a curated record